Labrus bergylta (ballan wrasse) is the source of this 4504-nucleotide messenger RNA. RefSeq names its product dpy-19 like 4. Gene Ontology annotation, cellular component: nuclear inner membrane. Lineage: Eukaryota; Metazoa; Chordata; Actinopteri; Labriformes; Labridae. Gene Ontology annotation, molecular function: mannosyltransferase activity. The record is from RefSeq and is a predicted model, not a curated record.
CAUUCACAACUUCCGCUACAGCCGGACUGUAGUCCUCAGUGAAGAGGUUCCCUACACAUCACAAAAACGGAAACUAUGCGAUUGCAGCUGUGAAAGAAAGUUGAGAGCAAGAAGAGCCGGAAGAGAAACGGAAGCUCGGCUUAUCAAAACGUGAUAGUAUUCUCCUGUGAGCAUCUCCUGUGUUAUGCUAACUGCUCGUUAGCUAGCAUGCUGCGGUCUGAAAACAACAGACACCUCCUCUCGGAUUAAUUACAUCUCGUCAUGACCGAUUUAAGAUGUCGUAAAACAGAGACUUUGGAGGAGGAAGAGGAAGAGGACGAGCCCAAAGAGCACACUUCACGUGUUAAUGGGCCGCUGAACACAGAGGAGGACGGGACAGAGUCCACUGCUGGAGCAGAAGAAAAGCAGCAGAAAGAUGAAGGUGAAGAAGAAGAAGAGACUGGAGAUAAAAAAGUAAACAAACCAGAGUCAGCUGUCAAAGGAGCCAAAUGGACUUCUACAUCAGGUUUCUUGCAGCGUCUAGUGAGAGUGUUCUUCGGAUGUCUGGCUGCAGUUGCCUGCGGGAUCCUUUAUGCGUUUUUUCUGUCUACAUAUCAUGACAGGAAGUUCUGGUUUUCCACUCGACAGGAGCUGGAGCGUGAAAUCACCUUCCAAGAAGGCAGCGGGCUCUAUUAUUACUAUUACAAGCACAUGCUCGCAGCACCGUCUUUUGAAAGAGGGUUUUAUGAGUUGACGCUGGAUAACAACACAGUUUCAGGUCAAACCAUCAACGCAGUGGAACGUCUGUCUCUGUUUCCAGAGAUCAUCAUGAGCUUCUUAUACCGAGUCACAGACUGCCAGGAUGACGUGGAGCCGAUCUACUUCUACGUCGGAGCGGUUUUCGGCCUCCAGGCGGUCUACGUCACCGCUCUGUUUGUGUGCAGCUGGGUGAUGAGCGGCACCUGGGUGGCCGGCAUGUUGGCUGUGGCCUGGUAUGUGAUCAACAGAACAGAUACAACCAAAGUGGACCAGGCCAUUCCUCUGCGGGACAACUGGGCUCUGCCUUUCUUCUCGUGCCAGGUUGCUGCUUUGACCGGAUUCCUCAGUAAUAACGUCAGCUCUGCCACUGAAAUGUUUUGCUAUCUCACCAUGAGUGCCACCACCUUCUCCUUCCUGCUGGUGUGGGAGCACAGUCACUACGUGCUCUUCAUCCAGGGCCUCUGCCUUUUCCUGCUCGACUCUUUUGACCUGGUGCCGCCACGCAAGCUGGCCGACAUUCACAAGGUGUACCUCAGCUCCUUGUUCUUGGCCUACUUGUUCCAGUUUCAGAACCCGGCCCUGCUCAGCUCUCCUCUGCUCAGCCUCAUGCUCGGAUCAGUGCUCGCGAGGUACUUCCAGCAAAAUAUGAAAAUGGGACCUCUUGUGGCCAGAGUCAUGAAACUCUUCCUACAUUUCCAUCUUGUCUUUACGACAGGGAUCACCUUCAGCUAUUUGGUCAAGAAACUUGUUCCUGUGAGUGAGAGUGAUUUCAUAUUGAAAUUCCUGGAAGUCAAAUUUGGACUCAACACGACAACUGAUUUCGUCCCAAACUUCCUCAUGUGCCAAGAGAGUUUGCAGACGCCCGAUCAGGACUUUUUUCUACGCCUGACACAGGCCUCAGUCCUUCCCUUCUACUUGCUGGUGCUCUCAGUCUGCCUGCUGUCCACCCUGCAGACCAUCUACAGACGACUCAGUGGUCAACCAAUUCAAACCAACCUGAAACUUGAAGAUGGACGAAUAGGAGAGCAGCCCGAGGUCAUCUAUCACGUGUUUCACACGCUGCUGUUUGGAGGCCUCGCUCUGCUGUUCGAUGGGAUGAAAUAUUUAUGGACCCCGUACGUCUGCAUGUUCACAGCGUUCGGUGUGUGUUCUCCAGAACUGUGGAUGACUGUCUUUAAGUGGCUAAGACUGAAGUCCAUCCACCCUGUAGUGCUGUCUCUGAUCCUGAGCACAGCGGUUCCUACGAUCAUUGGCUUCAGUUUGUGGAGAGAGUACUGCCCUCGUGUCUUAGCAGAGCUGUCGGACCUCCCUGAGUUCUACGACACAGACACAGUCGAGCUGAUCAGCUGGAUCAGGUCUCAGGCUCCUCUGGCGGCGGUCUUUGCGGGCAGCCCUCAGCUGUUAGGAAUCGUGAAGUUGUGCACGGGUUCAGCUGUGACCAGUUUACCGCUUUACUCCGACAUCAACCUGCUGAGGAGGACGGAGGAUACUUAUCAGGUGUACGCAAUGAGGUCUGCAGAGGACGUCUAUAAGAUUCUGACCUCUCAGAAGACGAACUACGUGAUCAUCGAAGAGUCGAUUUGCAACGAGCUGAGUCUUCAGAGGAGCUGUAGGAUCAAAGACCUGCUCGACAUUUCUAAUGGACAUGUCAUCUACGAUAAAGGAGUGAUGUACUCUUUCUCCAAGCACGGACGAUUCUGCCAGGAGAUAAAGAUGAACUACUCGCCCUACACAAACUACUUCACUCGAGUUUUCUGGAACCGCUCGUACCACAUCUACAAAGUCAACUCCGUCAUCUCCUUCCAGUACUGACGGCAGCGUCUGCCUCUGUGCCGGGACAUCACUCUGUGUUUUCUGAGCAUAUCCACCGCGUCACACACACAGACGAGGACUGCAGUACGUUGGUGCAAUAAUGUGUGUGUGCUCCAAAAAGUCUUAUCACUGUUGUCAAAAAAACAAAACAUCCCACUGUGAGUGAAGGAGGUGUGAAUUCAGAACAACUAGCCGAGCACAGAUUACUUCGACCUUGUUUGAUAUAAACAACAUGAAAAAGGACUGUUGAUGUUGAAGAAUGCCAUUUUAGUCCCUGUACUGUAGAUUUAUAAACCAGGUGUUUCUGUUAACUGUCGGGAGAGGUUCAUACUGUAUCGAAGGUGUCUCACUUUUUACACAAGAAGAGAGUGGAAGCCUUUCUUUUUUCCUCCCAGCGUUGCCAUCAAAAAGGGGCGAUGCUUUCAAACAGAGUUAAGUCCAUCUCCGCUCUGGUGCAGACUGAAAGAGGGAAAUGUCCAGACGUCUGCAAAAUUAACUUAGAUUAAGAUCUGCUCAUACAUAAAAGUUCUCUUGAAAUUAAUUCUACUUGUUUUAGCAGUCCGCUGACUUAUAAUACCAUUAUACGGUCUUUAUUUUAUUUUGUAGAUCACUUGUUUUAUGACUAAAUACACAUCUUUUGUAGUUUUUUUUUUUUUUUUCCAACAUGCUAAACUAAGACAACAAAAACAGAGCAUCACAGCGUCCUGACUCUGAGAUCUAGCUCGGGGUAUCAGCACGAUAUAGAUCGACGGCGCCGCCAGCAGUGCUGCAUACUCUUUUUUUUUUUUUUUUUUGUUUAUUUUAAGCCCUCUUAUUCUGGCAGUGGUUAUUUUCUGAUAUCUUAAUUUAACAAAAAUGACUUUCUUUUAACGGAGCACAUUCUUGAUGGAUGAUAAAAGUUUCACAGACGAUUAUGUGGCCUCUUAAAUGCCCUGGAAUUGUUUUACUGGAAAGAUGGUCUCAAUCAGGAUCCAUGAUAGCCCCCACACCUUCACUGAUAUAUCAGGAAGCGCUAAACCUGAUCCGUUCACAAAAUGUUACCUGAUAAAGAUGUGAUUGUUAAAGAGCUCUAGAGACCUUGUACUUUACAAUAUUCUGUUUCUCACUGUAACGGGGAAGAUACGUCUGUUUUUAAGCUGCCAAAAACAUUUCAUGGGUAACAACUUACUGUUAAAGACGACUCACACCUGAGGGUCUCCUCGGUUCAACAAUCAUUCAGCGACAUCGAAGACAAAGUGAAGAGUUUCUACUUAAGGAGUGAAACAUCAGUAUUUAUGUUCAUGUUGGAUUUAUGUUUUGUAACGUGGUGUGCUUGUUACAUUAAAUCAUAGUUUUGUUAAGCAGUAGCUCUAUAACAUUACAAAUAAUCAAACAGCAGUGCCUGGAGUGAUGGGAGAGGUUGAAGACAUUAGAAAACUGUGAGCAUACUGAAAGUCGGUCCUCAAGCUCCUUUUUUUUUUGUUUCUAUCUUUAUUCUCUUCAUCGGGAUGCCUUAUUUUGCGAUGUAGAAUCUGACUGAUUGACAUCUUUUUAACGCUCCGUCUGAGGUCUGAUGAUUUUCUAUCUCUGGUUCUUAUUUUGACGUAUUUGGCGGUUUCCUUCUCCUGGUGCUGUUAUGGAAGUCUUGCCAAUAACAGUCCCUCUGCAGAAGGCCACGUAGUGAAGUGAAAACACAUGGAGAUUAAAGUGUGUACAAGUUGAUGAAUUAAAAAGAUGAUCUCUAUUAUAUGAUGUCAGUCAAUUGAAUAUUUCUUUUUUUUUUCCAGCUUGUUAUGUAGCAGUUUAAGUAUUCAUAGAUGCUUUUUCUUAAAAUUGUGUGCUAUGUGUAAAAAAAAGAUUGAAAAGAUUUGGUGCUUCUCUUCUAGAAACCUUCAAUGACCGGGUAUUCACCCGUCUGCAUUUCAUUUCACAUUCCCUUUUUUUCUAUCAAAAAUAAAAUGAUCCUAAGAAUGAG